AUGCGUGCCAUAAUAGCAGGCCCAGUGACUCUUCUCCUAAUCCUACGAGCAUAUACCCGCCAAUCCCUAACACCGCUGGGCAUACUCGCAGCAGGCUUGACGGCGACGAUCCACGCCCUCCAUCCCUCAGCGAUUCCAUUCACUCUCCUAUGCACAUUUUUCCUGCUCGGGACGAGCGCCACAAAAGUCAAGCACGAUGUCAAAGCCACGCUCACCAUGUCGAGUAGCGGCCACGCGGGCGGUGAGGGUCCCAGAACCAGCAUCCAAGUAUUUGCCAACAGCGGAUGUGCCACCCUGUUGGUCUUGUUGCACGUUUGGUUUUAUGGAAUCGACUCGCAAAAAUCGACAUGUUUUGGUGGUGCGGGAUCCCAAUCCGACAAGACGGCCGAUCUCUUGCUACUGGGUAUCAUGAGCAAUUAUGCGGCCGUGGCAGCAGACACACUGUCGAGCGAGUUGGGAAUCUUGUCCAAGAGCAGACCGAUCCUCAUCACGACUCUCCGCUCUGUCCCUCCGGGUACCAACGGUGGAGUGAGCGGCGCCGGUCUGCUGGCCGGUAUUGGAGGCAGCGCAGCCAUAUCAGCAACGAGCGUCCUGUUGCUCAAUUUCUGUGAAAAGAGUCCCUUGGGGCCGUGGCAGUCUUUCAUCCUCCUGACUGCUCUGGGUACGGUCGGUACACUGGUUGACUCGCUUCUCGGUGCUUUCCUGCAGGCAUCUGUGGUUGAUCGGCGGUCGGGGAAAAUUGUCGAAGGGCCUGGUGGGGUGAGGGUGUUGACGAAGCCUCACCAGACCUCUCCUGCCGGCGGCCUGAACCAUGAACUGAAACAGAGCGACGGAACAAAACAAGGAGAUGAAAGCAGAAUCAUUGACUCUGGUCAUGAUAUUUUGGACAACAACCAGGUAAAUCUCCUGAUGGCUUCAAUCAUGAGCGUGGCAGGAAUUUUUGCAGGGCAACUCAUAUUAAAUUGA
Exophiala dermatitidis NIH/UT8656 is the source of this 966-nucleotide messenger RNA. RefSeq names its product pyruvate formate lyase activating enzyme. Lineage: Eukaryota; Fungi; Ascomycota; Eurotiomycetes; Chaetothyriales; Herpotrichiellaceae. Gene Ontology annotation, cellular component: membrane. The record is from RefSeq and is a predicted model, not a curated record. Bases 1 to 966 code for a protein of 321 amino acids. The transcript has a single exon.